Messenger RNA from Trichomycterus rosablanca, 3731 nucleotides. RefSeq names its product ArfGAP with SH3 domain, ankyrin repeat and PH domain 2b (gene asap2b). Gene Ontology annotation, biological process: positive regulation of GTPase activity. The record is from RefSeq and is a predicted model, not a curated record. Gene Ontology annotation, cellular component: cytoplasm. Bases 308 to 3358 code for a protein of 1016 amino acids. NCBI's taxonomy places the organism in Eukaryota, Metazoa, Chordata, Actinopteri, Siluriformes, Trichomycteridae. Gene Ontology annotation, molecular function: GTPase activator activity; protein binding. The transcript has 28 exons.
AGUGAGUGAGGCAUGUAGAGAGAGACAGCGGUACAGCGGUGGGGCUGAAUGGAGAGCAGAGCUUUUAAUGAGACUGUAUAACAACAACAACAACAACAACAACAUGACUAUUUUUAAGCGAAAUGGAUUUUUUAAACUGUUUAGAGUCUGCUGCUUUUAAUUGUCGGUUUUGAGUUUUUUUUAAUUAUUAUUAACUGGAUUAAAAAGCAACCCUGAAAAGUUUGGAGUUUCGUUCUCUCCUCCUGGAUUUUAUUACAUAUUUUUCCAAUUCUUUUUAAAAGUAAGACAUUAAAAUAAGACUUAAAUCAUGCCGGACCAGAUGUCAGUAUUCGAGUUUAUGGAAAUUACCAAUGAAGAUUAUAAAGCACCCACAACCUCGAUCUUCACCACUCGGAUGGGACUCUGCAGGAACACAGUAGCUGGACUGGAGGAGGCUCUUGACGCAGACCGCAAUGUUCUGAGCAAAAUGAAGAAGUCUGUCAAGGCUAUUAACGCCUCUGGUCUAACCCACGUGGAGAACAAUGAGCAAUAUAUCCAGGCUCUAGAGAAGUUCGGGGAGGCCUGUGUGUUUAGAGAUGAUCCAGAUGUGGGAGCAGCGUAUAUCAAGUUUGCAAUCUUUACCAAAGAACUUACUGCUCUCUUCAAAAACCUGCUUCAGAAUAUGAACAACAUUAUUACAUUUCCUCUAGACAGUCUGCUGAAAGGAGACCUAAAAGGAGUAAAAGGGGAUCUAAAGAAGCCUUUUGAUAAAGCCUGCAAGGACUACGACACUAAAGUUAAUAAGAUCGAGAAGGAGAAACGUGAGCAUGCCAAGCAGCAUGGCAUGAUCAGAACUGAGAUCAGCGGAGGAGAGAUUGCAGAAGAGAUGGAGAAAGAGCGACGUGCCUUUCAACUCCAGAUGUGCGAGUAUCUCAUAAAAGUGGAUGAAAUCAAAAUUAAAAAGGGGGUGGACUUGGUGCAGAACCUCAUUAAAUAUUUUCAUGCCCAGUGCAAUUUCUUUCAAGAUGGGGUAAAAGCUGUGGAGAAUCUCAAACCAACUAUUGAAAAACUGGCCACAGAUUUAACAGGAAUUAAACAGACACAGGAAGCAGAAAAGAAACAGUUAAUCCAGCUUCGAGACAUGCUCAAGUUUUCCAUACAAUCAGAACAAAAAGAAGACCUUCAGGCGAAACAGAACACAGGCUACAGUCUACAUCAGCUACAGGGCAACAAGGCUCAUGGCACAGAGCGCUCCGGCAUGCUUUCCAAGCGAAGUGAAGGGCUGAGGAAGGUGUGGCAGAAAAGGAAGUGCUCAGUAAAGAAUGGAUAUUUAACCAUUUCCCAUGGAACGGCAAAUGCACCACCGGCAAAACUUAACCUUUUAACCUGCCAAGUGAAGUGCAACCCAGAUGAAAAGAAGAGCUUUGAUCUCAUAUCCCAUGAUAGAACAUACCAUUUCCAAACAGAUGAUGAGGCAGAAUGUCAAGUAUGGGUGUCAGUCCUACAGAACAGUAAGGAGGAGGCACUGAACAACGCUUUUAAAGGGGAUCAGGACGAGUGCGAGAAUAACAUAGUACAGGAGCUUAGCAAAGCCAUUGUGAAUGAGGUGAAGAGGAUGAGUAGCAACGAUGAGUGCUGUGACUGUGGAGCUUCUGAUCCAACAUGGCUCUCUACUAACCUGGGUGUUCUGAUAUGCAUUGAGUGCUCUGGUAUCCAUCGGGAAAUGGGUGUGCACUACUCCAGAAUCCAGUCUCUGACUUUAGAUGUACUGGGAACAUCAGAGCUCUUGUUGGCCAGGAACGUGGGAAAUGCAGGCUUUAAUGACAUCAUGGAGGCUAAACUAUUAGGAGAGGAAAUCCCCAAACCCAACCCUUCUAGUGACAUGCAGAGCAAAAAAGACUUCAUCACAGCUAAGUACACAGAGAAGCGUUUCGCCCAACGCAGACGUGCAGACUCAGCGUCCAAACUGCGCAGCCUGUACGAAGCAGUGAAAAGCCGUGACAUCUUCUCUUUGCUGCAGGUGUAUGCUGAUGGAGUAGACCUAACCGAGACUGUCGCUAUGGCCAACGAACAUGAACAAGGUGAGACAGCACUACACCUAGCAGUACGGAUAGUGGACAGAAAUUCCCUCCACAUUGUAGACUUCCUCGUACAGAACAGUGGGAAUCUGGACAAGCAAACUGCUAAAGGGAACACGGCAGUGCACUAUUGCUGCCUGACUGACAGCAGUGAAUGUCUUAAGCUUUUACUACGCAGCAAGGCCUCCAUCACCAUGGCUAACGAAGCUGGAGAAACACCUCUGGACUUGGCCAGACGACUGAAGCAUAGACAGUGUGAGGAGCUGCUGAUGCAGGCACAGAUGGGCAAGUUUAACGUCCAUGUACAUGUGGAAUAUGAGUGGUGCCUGCAAAAUGAAGACCUGGAUGAGAGCGACGAUGAAAUGGAAGAUAAGCCCAUCCCUCAGAAGAGAGAAGAGCGCCCAGUGAGCUGCUUUGUGCCAGGCGGUGGUCACCCCAACAUGGCCGCCCUGAUGCGGGAUGUGGUCAAUGCCGUCAAGGAAAAGCAGAGAGGCUUUAUCCCGAGCAUGGUGUGUAAUGAGACCUACGGUACCAUGGUAGAAGGCCCUUCUCCUUCUAACUCACUCACUGUGCCCAAACUUGCUACACCUCCACGCAACCCGUCCAUGGGAACUGGAGGAUGGAAACCGAUGGAGAUUGUUGGAAGACAGAGAUCCUCCUCAGACCCCUCCAACCCCACCAGUCCAGACAACAACACAUAUGUUCUCCCUCCUCCGCCUCCUCCUCCUCCACCUCCACUAAUUAAGAAGUCUCUGGAACCUACUAUUCAAACUAAGAAUACCCCUUUACCUCCGGUACCCCUUGCACCCUUAGGGCCACCUGUGCCCCCACUACCACCCAUUAUUAAAAAGCCUUCAGUGCCUGCUGCCCCACCCACUUCCCCUACACCUCCUGUUGUUCCGGUGCCCCCUGCACCCCCUUAUAAACCACCUGUGCCACCUGUACCCCUACCACCCCGAGCCCCUGUGCUCAAACCCAGCUUAAGAACAGAUGCAAAUGUUCCCAAAAUGCCACCCAGCAGACCCAGACCCAGGGAAAUACCAGCAGAAAAAGAUGGUGUACCUCCUACUCCACCCCCCGUCCCCAAACCCAGAGUGGCCCAGUCAAAACAGAAGCCUAAGAGGGUAAAAGCUAUCUACAAGUGUGUAGCAGAUAACCCAGAUGAGCUGACUUUUGCGGAGGGAGAGGUAAUCAUAGUGGAUGGAGAGGAGGACAAGGAUUGGUGGGUGGGUCACAUUGAAGGCGAUCCGACCAGAAGAGGAGUUUUCCCUGUUACAUUUGUACACUUUAUUUAUGACUAAUCAUACUUCUGAUGGUCACAAGACGGACAAUAAUCCUUCUUCUGCUUUAGGAAAAGAGGUGAAAUAGAGAUGCUGAAUUCUGAAUUGUAUGUGAUCUACAGCCACAUGUUCUUAACUAAUUUUUACCCAGAAAUGACCUCAUGUAAGAUAUUUAAACGUAUUGCUUUGAAAUAUUUUAUAGUAAAACGUAUCAAGCACACAGAUUCUGUUUAAACACAUAAAACCAUCUCAGUGCUUUACUGCAGAGGCUUUUAACAGGUUGAUUUCUGCUGGAAUUAUUCUUGUUUUAAAACAGUUUGGUUGCAGAGCAACCGUGUAUGUACAUUGUAGCUGGAUGAUUCUUAAUGCAUGUUUUUCCAUACGCUCUGGUACU